Molecule: messenger RNA, 894 nt
Organism: Uncinocarpus reesii 1704
Lineage: Eukaryota; Fungi; Ascomycota; Eurotiomycetes; Onygenales; Onygenaceae
Exons: 3
Coding region: 1-894 (297 amino acids)
Source: RefSeq, a predicted model, not a curated record
AUGAAUACCAUUCUUGCGCAUCGUGGACCAUCGAUCCUCCGCCGUUUCAUUGCUCGAUCUCCCCGUUUUGUUGUACGCACUUCCAAUGAUGCGCGGUUGGCGCUGUCCGCUGUGGUAGCGGGGACUGUGGCUAUUCAGAUUCAAUUGAGGAACGCAUAUGCGAACGCUGCAACCUCGGAAACGCACACAAGGCGAACACAAACUUCCAAAACUGAGGGAAAGACCACAAAAUCUAAAGCGAAUAAGAAGAAGUCCGCGACCAAAACCAAAGCUAAACAGAAGCCCAAGAAGAAAUUGACCGAUAAUCAAAAGGAAGCGCUGAAGAAAAAGGCGCAGAGACAGGAGAUCAAAGAACUGAAAAUAGCGGCUUUAACUCCACCCAAGGCCCUUGCUAACAAUCCCUUUGGGCUUGUCCUCCAACAAAACGUCGGUGAAACUUUGGCGCAAAAGAUCGAAACGUAUAGGAAUAUGUCGGCCGCCGAACGCGACCGUCUUCGAGAGUUGGCUAAAGCAAACACUGACACGAACAAAGCUGCUUUUGAGCAAUGGGUAAAGAGCCACACCCCACUUCAGAUUAAAGAAGCGAAUGCUGCCCGUCGAAGACUCCGGCUUUUGUCGGGACGACCUCGCUCGUUCGCAGAUAUCCCUGACCCGAGGCAAGUCAAACGGCCCGGGAGUGCGUAUAUCAUCUUCGCAAAAGAACGGCUCAACAGUGGAGAAGUCAAUCAUCUGACGGCGAACGAGCGGAUAUCUCACAUUGCGGAGAACUGGCGGAAAAUGACCCAGGCUGAGCAAGAGAAAUACCGAGAACUCCAGAAGGAGGCCUCGAGACAUUAUGCCAUGCAAUAUGAAUCGGUAUACGGCGAAAGCCCAAAGCACCAAGUGUCGAAAUAA